AUGGAAGCCGCAACGAAAGGCUUUCCGUUGGCCCAUUUUAAGAUUGGUACUUGGGCGUACCAAGAGAUUCUGAUGGAAGCCAUCGUGGUGCUGUGGUUCGCCAUCCAGAUUUCGUUCAAAUUCGGCUUGCGAGUCCUUCCGGAUUGGCAAACGAGUCGUGUCGAUCCUAGCGUGCAUGCCGGUUUGGAUUGGCUAUUGGAUCUAAUCGGAAUCAAAAUGAGCGGAUGCGCGUGGGAUGAUAUUGUUGCCAUAUGGAUGGAAACCUCGGCCCUCAACGCAGCCGGUUCCCAUACAACAUCAAUCGGCUUAAAUUCGACGCACUCGCCCUACUCACUGUUCGCGUACGCCGGCGCCAUAGCCACCGUGUGCGCCACCGCCCUUUUGGGAGUAUCGGUGGCCGUGUGUCUACUGUUUAAUCUCCAUUGGAAACCACCUCCGAACCCAAAACAUGACGUUAUACCUUUUUGGCACGGUAGCUUGAAUUACUUGUCCCUCCUCGGUUACGCCAAAUGGCUCCAGCCACAUGCCAGUACUUGUUGGCCAAGCAUCUGGCGUGCUCAGUUCAUGCUGGUCCUGUUGGUUAUGCUGAUGGGUUGGAUCGUCUCCAUCGGUAUUUUGCUGUUGUGGACAGUUGCUUAUGUGCUGGUAGUGGUUUCUGCCAUGGGCGUGGUGGCUGCGGUGUCGAUCGGUGUCAUGGGCGUGCAGGCUGUGUACCCGUGCUGUGUUUUUCUAACCUGCUUCUUAGCCUUGCACUGUACCGGAAGAAUUUGGGGAUUGUGGAUGGAUCAGACAUACUCCGACUGGUUAUGCAGAAAAAUCAGCUUGGAACAUAUAUCACGUCUUCGUGGGAUCGCACACCUUUGCGGCCACGGCGAACUGGGUCUGCCCACCUGGGCAUACUGGAUAAGUGGAAAUGGUAGCGCCUGCUCCGCUACGGGUAUUACUGCCACUGGUUUAGGCUAUAGCGGUGCCAUGUGGUCGUACUGGGAGGACAUGCCCUUAUUGCCCUUUGCCCGGAAACGGGGCAUUCUUCUCGUAAAUUAUCCGGCAUCAUCGAGUUGGGGAGCGUCCUUGGUGUUCCAAAUCUGGACCGUGUUCAUUAUGAUCGGCAGCAUGACUCCGUUACUCGCCAUGGUGCUCUCCGUAUUUGGUGUGGUUGGUUGGAUGCUCUUCUAUGGUCCUAAAUACAUCGAACUGCUCCUGGCAACCAGAUUCUGGGAAACCGAAAAGGGGUAUAGUCAGGAGCACGGUACGACUGGCGAUCCGCCGCCAUAUACCGCCAUAAGCCAACCUCCGGAAAUCAAAAGCGAUGCGGAAAAUAAAGGUCAAGGUUCCCUUCCACUCGUUCCCGCCGGCAGUCAGCCUUCCUGUCAGCGCUGCAGCGUUGCACGCCAUGUCCUAGUGUUUAUGCGCCAAAUGAUGUGCUGGUUACCGGGCAUGUUGGUUCUGCUGACUAUCUAUCUCCUGUGGAUCUUUGUGCAUUUGAUUAAGGAGACGAAGAUGCCGGUGGAAGAAAAUACACUGGAUGUGACAUACCAGCCCAGUACCGACGGUGCUGGGAAGAAGAUCACUCUGCAUAUCAGUGGUCACGGGGGCAGUGGAAAGCAGUUGAGUGUGGAGACGAUUGGCCUGCCAAAAGGAGCCGUGAAGGCGGUCCAAAGUCCGUGUGAGCUGUGGGAAUGGGAAAAAGACCGGAUUGUUAUUACUAUCGAUAGGAACGCACUGUAA
Paramacrobiotus metropolitanus is the source of this 1728-nucleotide messenger RNA. RefSeq lists its product as uncharacterized. Lineage: Eukaryota; Metazoa; Tardigrada; Eutardigrada; Parachela; Macrobiotidae. The coding region runs from base 1 to 1728 and encodes 575 amino acids. The transcript has 6 exons. The record is from RefSeq and is a predicted model, not a curated record.